UUUAGUCAAUUUUUAUAUUAUUAUUAUUGAAAUGAACAAAAUAGAAAAAAUUGUUGAAGAAAGGACACACACAAUUACAGAACAUAACAAACUUCACAAUGAAGUCAGUAAUUUUCUUCCACGAAUUACCAAUAGAAACUCGGAAGAGAAAAUUACAAUGGCAGAUGUAACACCACAGAUUAUUGCAAGCUGUAUAAUUCAUUGUAUGACUAUAAAGAGUGGUAUAAACAUGGCUUACAGUACUAUUUUAUUAGAUGGUUUAGAAUCAGAUAAUGUUGAUAUGAAAAUAACUGAAAGUGAAGCAUCUUGGAUAACGAGUCUAGUUACAAUAACAUUGCCAAUAGGAUCUCUCAUUGUUGGGCCUUUAAUGGAUAAAUUUGGACGCAAAAUAGUUUGUUUAUUAUCUUGUAUUCCUGCAGCAAUAUCAUGGGUUUCAUUGAUAUUUGCCAAAUCCUUAAUUACUAUUUAUGCGGCUCGAGUUGUAGCUGGAAUCUCAGCAGGCUUAACAACUGUUGGUCUAGUUUAUAUAUCAGAAAUUACACAUCCACAAAUCAGACCAAUGCUUCUCUGCCUUACUUCUGUAUUUGUGUCGUUUGGAAUUUUAAUUCCCUGUUGUUUAGCUGUAAUGCUAGAUUGGCGCAAGAUGAACAUAAUUUUCUUUGUAUUAGAGUGUUUUAUUUUCUUUACACUUUACUUUGUACCUGAAAGUCCCUACUGGCUCGUAUGUUUUCAAAAUGGUAUGCUUGAUGAAAAACGAAUUUGCAAAAUGAAACACAGUUUGAAGCAACUUAACAAAAGGCAAACAAUUUAUGAGGAAGAAUAUUCGCGAAUCAUGGAGACUUGUGGAAACUGUGUAGUGAAUGAUAAAGCGUCAAAAAAUAUUAUAGUAUCUGUAAAAAAUUAUUACCAUACGUUUGUAUCCCCGGAAACCUAUAAACCUAUGCUGAUACUUUUCUCACUAUUUUUGUUGCAACAACUAUCUGGUUCUUAUGUAAUCAUAUUUUAUGCUAUUUCUGUUUUUCGUGAAAUGGGUGGAACAUUUGGCAAUUUUAACGAACACGGUGCACUUGUUAUGUUGGGUAUCAUUAGAUUUGUUAUAAGUAUAGUAACAGUUUUUUGUAGUAGAAAAUAUGGUAGAAGAGUCCUUUGCAUCUUGAGUGGGAUUGGAAUGGCUAUUUCUAUGUUUCUUUCUGGAAUGUAUAUGCAUUUUGCAGUGUCGUACGAUGAAAAUGGUAAUACAGAAGAAACCAUGGUGAAUCAAAAGUGGCUGUUAUUAUUCUUCAUAUUAGCUUAUAUUUGCACUGGUUCAUUUGGAUUUAUAAUUAUACCAUGGACAUUGAUCGGAGAAUUGUUACCUGUGUCCAUACGUGGUAUUGGUGGAGGUAUCAUGGUUUCUUUUGCUUAUAUAAUCAUGUUUGCUGUUAUAAAGAGUUAUCCGUACAUUUUGAAAAGCAUGACCAUCGAGGGCAUUUUUUUCUUUUUUAGCUUCGUGUCUUUAACAGGCGCAGCUUUUAUAUACUUUUUUCUGCCUGAAACUUUGGGCAAAUCAUUUUCCGAUAUUGAAAAAUUUUUCUCUUCCACAAGAAAGAAAAGAAUGCAUUCAAGGAGAUCUAUUAAUUCCGAAAAUCCUUGAUUUAGUCAGAGUCGCUUUUACUUUCGUUUUAUUUGUGUGCGUUUUGCAUGAUAUAUAUUUGUAAAAUUUCUCUUAGGGGAGACGGGACUGUUAAUAUUAUG
This is a messenger RNA of Atta colombica, 1734 nucleotides long. RefSeq names its product facilitated trehalose transporter Tret1-like. Bases 32 to 1633 code for a protein of 533 amino acids. The record is from RefSeq and is a predicted model, not a curated record. Gene Ontology annotation, molecular function: transmembrane transporter activity. Gene Ontology annotation, cellular component: membrane. NCBI's taxonomy places the organism in Eukaryota, Metazoa, Arthropoda, Insecta, Hymenoptera, Formicidae. Gene Ontology annotation, biological process: transmembrane transport. The transcript has 5 exons.